AUGAGACUUGGCUCGGCCUCUCAUUCCUACACGACCUUGACGUCUUCGAACAUACCGCAAGGGCAGUCGCCUCCGAAUUCCAACAGCCGUGGCGAUUAUGUCACAACCCGUUACACGACCCAACAUCCAACAUACACACUACCCUUAGGCUUUACCAAUACGGAAGACUUUGGUCCUAGCGGUGUCGUUCUGGUCGGGCCGACCACGUGGGCGACCCAAGAUGUGCUGCCAGUAGUAGAAGUUGCCAAUGACCUGACCACGACAUCCUCAACUCCACAACCGUGGGAUGCCAAUGGCUUUCUUGACAAAAACGAAACUGUCGUGGCAUCGUUUAUCAGCUACGGAAGACAACCGGCCUGUACCUCGGAUUUCUUCUCUUACGCGGCCGAAUCCGUCGACUACUGUGACUCCCAGAUGGGCUACGUUUUUUACCUUGACCAAUGGCCAGACUACAGUGGCUGCAAAACUUCGGCUGGUUUCGAUAGUACGAGUACCAAUGCGGGGACUGCUGCUCGUAACCAGUCCGUUUAUGCAACCGACUCAGACGGAUACAUAUACACAUCGCCUUCGAUAUACGUCAAGUUCCCUACAGUGUCCGCGUCCGAUGCCUGUGGACUGAUCGGAUCAGCAGCUACUUCCAUAACCCUUGCCUUCUCGGCACGGGAGCUAUCUACAUUCGUAUUGAAUGAUGGGACAGGAACCAAUUACCAAACCUUUACAUCGGCACUUGACACUGCCGAACUACCAUGUGGCCCGUGGAAUGGGACCGAUCACUUUCUACCCGAAGCAUGGUCCAACUAUUCCUCCUACCAGCCUCUGAUAGUAUUGCCUUCUAAACUGAUUGCUAUGGUGCCGGCAUGGAAAUCCUGCACAGCUGACAUGUUCGAAGGCCAGGACCCUCCCCGUACCCUAAGCCCUGCAGCAGCUAUGGCACCAGCGCCAACAAAUGUAGCCUAG
This is a messenger RNA of Letharia lupina, 957 nucleotides long. RefSeq lists its product as uncharacterized. Bases 1 to 957 code for a protein of 318 amino acids. NCBI's taxonomy places the organism in Eukaryota, Fungi, Ascomycota, Lecanoromycetes, Lecanorales, Parmeliaceae. The record is from RefSeq and is a predicted model, not a curated record. The transcript has 4 exons.